AUGGGACAGACAUUCUCCGCGUUGCGGUGCUGGAGCGUGGACGCCGCCAAGGCCGCGGACGCGUUCGACGACGUCGCGUCCUCGCCGCUCGCGCCGGGCCCCGAGGUCGCGCGCCUCGGCACGGACCUCCUCGCGCGCGUCCAACCCUCGUCGUCGUCCUCCUCCUCCUCGUACGGCGUAUCCCCGCACGCGGUGUACGUCGCCCUCGCGCAGAUCGCGCAAGGGGUCACCCCGGGCAGCGUGCACGCGAGAGAGUUCGCGCGCGUCCUCGGCGCGGGCGCGGAAGAGGACGAGCGCGGCGACGUGCGCGAGCUGCACGAGCGCGUGAAAGCGUCCGACGGGGUGAGGCUGCUCGUCGCGAGCUCGGUCUUCGCGCGGAGCGUUCCGCGCUUGGUGAACGACGACGACGACGACGACGACGACGACGCGUCGAGCGCGUCGUCCGCGGAGGCGUAUCAAGACGCGGUGGAAGAACACGACGCCGACGUCCUCGACGACGACGACGACGACGACGACGACGACGACGACGACGGCGACGUCGACUCCGUCGCGUCGUCGAUAGACAUCAUCAAACCGACGUACGUGCGCGCGCUGAGCGAACGCCUCGGCGCGCGAUCGAAGACGCUCGGGCACAACGCGGUCGCGGUCAACGCGUUCAUCGCGUCGCGGACGGACGGACGCGUGAAUCGAAUCGUGGACGACGACGUCUUAAACGACGCCGACGGUCGAAUUCUGCUCCUCGUCGCCGCCUGCGUUCGAGGCGUUCGCUGGCGCGUCCCGGGGUUUCAUAAAAACGCAUCAAAACCGGGCGUUUUUAGGACCGGGCCGAACGACGAAGACAUCCAAGCGUGCGUGAUGAUGCGCGCGAAGCUCAAGACGCCGCACGUCGUGAUGUGGGACAAGAGCGAAGCCGUCGCCCUCGAAUACGGCGGCGGCGGAGACGGAGGCUCGGCGACCUCCGCGGCGACGUCGACGCGCGCGGUCCUCUACCUCCCCCCCACGAACGAGGCGUCGCACGUCAUCGAAGGCGACGGAGGCGGCGAUUGGUCGUCCGCGAUCGACGCCGCGCGCGCGAUGACGCCCGGGAAGUGGAGCUCGAUAUCCGCGCGGGUGUCGCAGCCGGACGCGCGUCGCGACGUCGACGUGUCGGUGCCCAAGUUUACGGUGUCCGCGGGGCCGAUGAGUUUGGAACCGGCGCUGCGGUCGAUCGGUCUGAACGCGGUGUUCGAUCGACCGGGCGGGUUGACCGCGCUGAGCGACGACGAAGAGAUGACGAUACGCGAGGUGAUACACGAGGUCGUGGUCGACGUGGACGAGGGCGAGGAGCCUGACGACGAUUCCCACGCGGCGGCGGCGGGCGAAUCGAAGCCGACGCGCGGUCGCGCGCGCUGCUGUUCGCGGGCGUCGUGA
Molecule: messenger RNA, 1410 nt
Organism: Micromonas pusilla CCMP1545
Lineage: Eukaryota; Viridiplantae; Chlorophyta; Mamiellophyceae; Mamiellales; Mamiellaceae
Exons: 2
Coding region: 1-1410 (469 amino acids)
Molecular function (GO): serine-type endopeptidase inhibitor activity
Source: RefSeq, a predicted model, not a curated record